Messenger RNA from Trichomonas vaginalis G3, 315 nucleotides. RefSeq lists its product as uncharacterized. The record is from RefSeq and is a predicted model, not a curated record. The transcript has a single exon. NCBI's taxonomy places the organism in Eukaryota, Parabasalia, Trichomonadida, Trichomonadidae. The coding region runs from base 1 to 315 and encodes 104 amino acids.
AUGAGUGCUGCGAAUUCGAAUACAUCAGGAAACAAACAAUUAACUGAUAAGCAGCUUGGCGACUUAAAUGUUUCAUCGUGCUUUAAGCAAGUGAUACCAAUUGUUCAGGGAAUUUCAUCAGCUCAUCAAGAAAAUUCAGAUUUAUUAUAUUCAAUCAUAACAUAUGAUGUUGAAAAUAAGAUGAACAAUACAGCAGACACAUUAGAAACAUCACAAAAUGAAUUAGAUGAAAUGACAUCAUCAACAAAUGAUGCUUUAGAGAAACUCAAAAAAAUGACCGAAUCAAUUCACCAAAAAUGCCAGAAAUUGAACUAA